Orbicella faveolata is the source of this 4481-nucleotide messenger RNA. RefSeq names its product lysine-specific histone demethylase 1A-like. Gene Ontology annotation, molecular function: chromatin binding; oxidoreductase activity; flavin adenine dinucleotide binding. Gene Ontology annotation, biological process: chromatin remodeling; regulation of DNA-templated transcription. Gene Ontology annotation, cellular component: nucleus. NCBI's taxonomy places the organism in Eukaryota, Metazoa, Cnidaria, Anthozoa, Scleractinia, Merulinidae. The record is from RefSeq and is a predicted model, not a curated record.
GUCAUUCAUGAUAUAUUAUGCAACAUUCUUCAAUUUAUUGUCAACAAUACGGUUUUGUGUUCAGCCUCAGCUCUUUUCUUAAAGUUUCAGAUGAAGUCUUUCCAGGGCACGGAAGACACAUGUGAAGCCUUAAGAAUCGAAUUUUUCAAGUAAUUUUGCCGUGACCUCCGAUCCGGGAUGCUAAAUUUAUGCAACACUAAACGAACUGUCAAGAAAGCCCUGAAUGCUAACUGGUUAGUGGUUCGUCAAAGUCACAUGGGCUUUGUUUCAAAGAAUUAUUUAAUAGCUUCCCCGUUCACAUUUAGCCGAAUUUCCUUAACCCUGAAAGCGCAAAAAGCUGGAGAAACUCUGGAAUCCCUCCGUUCCGGUUCACAUGGGAGCAAAUGAGAGUUUUUCGACAAGAUUUUAGAACCAGAAUGGUGGGAAGCCCUACGUCACUUUGUCAACAAUGAAACUUUGUAAUCACUAACACGCAACGGGUCGUACUUGCAAGAAGAUUUCCCCAGCAAUUGAACCAGUCUCGAGAAACAUUUAUUGCAUAUCUUAUCUUUCGUUUCAUUUAAUUUGUCGCAGAGCUGCCGUAUUUUUUCACAACAAAUAAAUCACUUAUUUUUUUACGGCGUUGCGCGUUAGAAUUGUUUACAUAUUUGAUGCGCGUUGGUCACGCGGGAGUAAUUGUCCGCGGAAGAAUGGUGAUGUAUGACUUUCGCUUGUUCUUCACGGACGAGAUAAUCAUUGUUUGAACUGAGAAUUUUCAGUUAAAUACUUUAAAAAAUCGCCUGGCUUCUAUCACGGGAAAUCGAAUAAGAGUUCUUCGUGUUCUUUUGGAAAUCGCGUUGGUUUUUUUGUCUCUUUGUGACAAUGGCGGUCGAGUACACUGAAGUUGAUGUUAAGUUGGCAAAUCUGACAGAUGAUGAAAUAUCUGAUGAUGAAAUCAUGAGAACCAGUUCACGAAUAUCACCAGUCCCUACGCCAAUGGAGACUGACGAGCAACGUGACGUAGAAGAGGAGGAGGAAGAAGAAGAUGUACCAGAAGGACUUGAAGGUGCAGCUUUCCAGAGCAGAUUGCCAUUUGACAAGAUGACUUCACAAGAGGCAUCUUGUUUUCCGGAUGUUUCACAAGGACCCCCACCAGUUCAGAAGCAGUUUCUGUACAUCAGGAAUAGAAUGCUGCAACUGUGGGUCGAGAAUCCGCGGCAGCAGUUGACCUUGGAGCAUGCAUUGUCACAACUGGAACCUCCACAAAAUAACGACCCCAAACUUGCCUCUAGAGUACAUGCCUUCCUUUCAAGAUAUGGUUUGAUAAACUUUGGAGUUUACAAGAUCCUUAAAAUUCCACCAACUUUGAAAAAGUCCCCUAAAGUGAUAGUUGUUGGUUCUGGGAUCUCAGGCCUCACAGCAGCACGACAAUUACAGUCUUUUGGAAUUGAUGUCACUAUUGUUGAAGCAAGGGAACGUGUUGGAGGAAGAGUAGCAACAUUCCGUAAGGGCCAGUUCAUCGCAGAUCUUGGAGCCAUGGUGCUGACUGGAUUAGGUGGAAAUCCCUUGACAGUGAUGGCUAAUCAAAUCAGCAUGGAGCUGCAUAAGAUAAGACAAAAGUGUCCAUUGUAUGAAACUCAUGGAAAGUCGGGGCCACUUGAAAAGAAGGCCAACAGCAGGCUUGCAGCAGUCAGGGUGCCAAAAGAGAAGGAUGAAAUGGUCGAGAGGGAGUUCAACAGACUGCUUGAAGCCACAUCAUUUCUGUCACAUCAGCUGGAUUUCAACUACAUGCAUAGCAAACCUGUGUCCUUGGGGCAUGCCUUGGAACUUGUGAUCAAGAUGCAAGAGAGACAAGUUAAGGAACAGCAGAUUGAAUAUGCCAAAAAGAUUCUGAAGAUUCAGGAGCAGCUUAAAACAAGUUUAGCGCAGAUGGUGCAGAUAAAAGAAAAGGUAAAACAGACCCAUAAAGAAUAUCAAGAUGCACUCAAGGUCAAAGAACCAAGGGACAUCACAUCAGAGUUCUUGGUGAAAAGCAAGUUAAGGGACCUAAAUGCUCUUUGCAGGGAAUAUGAUGAAAUGGCAGAAGAGCAGCUACGCAUAGAGGAGAGAUUGGAAGAACUAGAGGACAACCCACCGAGUGAUGUUUAUUUGUCAUCAAGAGAUCGACAGAUUCUAGACUGGCAUUUUGCUAAUCUGGAGUUUGCAAAUGCCACGCCUUUGACAUCGUUAUCACUGAAGCAUUGGGAUCAAGAUGAUGACUUUGAGUUCAGUGGUAGUCACAUGACUGUGCGUAAUGGCUACUCCUGCCUUCCAGCUGCUCUGGCUGAAGGACUUGAUAUCAGACUCAACACAGCAGUCAGACAUGUCCGCUACAACAGAACUGGUGUGGAAAUAGUCACUCAGAGCACUAGCAAGUCGUCCAUAACCACCACACAGACGUUCAAAGGAGAUGCUGUGUUAAUAACGCUGCCUCUUGGAGUGCUCAAAAGUCAUCCAUCAGGUGUUCAGUUUCACCCUCCCCUCCCUGAGUGGAAGACUGCUGCUAUCCACAGAAUGGGAUUUGGAAACCUAAAUAAGGUCGUUCUGUGUUUUGAUCGAGUGUUUUGGGAUCCAAACACUAAUCUCUUUGGUCACGUUGGAAGCACAACAGCCAAUCGUGGAGAGCUUUUCUUGUUCUGGAAUCUCUACAAGUCUCCAGUCCUCAUUGCCCUUGUGGCUGGUGAAGCUGCCAACAAGUUGGAGAAUGUGUCUGAUGAGAUCAUUGUUGGAAGUGCCAUUGCAGUGUUGAAGGGGAUAUUUGGGAGCAGUGCUGUUCCUCAGCCUAAAGAGACAGUAGUGACUCGAUGGAAGUCAGACGAGUGGUCACGAGGCUCUUACUCAUUCGUAGCAGCAGGUUCAUCAGGAAAUGACUAUGAUCUAAUGGCAUCCCCAGUAGCCCCUCCAGCACUGACAGGGAUGCCGCCAGGCAACCCUGCCCCGCCCAACCCUCCAAGAGUGUUCUUUGCUGGGGAGCAUACGAUCAGGAACUAUCCAGCCACAGUACAUGGAGCCCUGUUGAGUGGUCUGAGAGAGGCUGGUAGAAUUGCCGACCAGUUUUUGGGACUACCUUAUGAAGUGAAUAGAAUUGGUCAGCCCCCUAUGACACAGGUGUAACAACACUCAAAGGCAUUUGAUGUUAAGAAAGAUGGGAGGCAUUCACUUGCUGCUUUUAACAGAAGGCUCAACCUAGCCAGUGACAGACUCAUCUUUAGGAGCAUCUUUGAUGGCCAAUGCUUUUGACAGCAUAUUUGGCCUAACUGUUGAUGACAAUUAGUCUCUUUAAGUUGUAUAUACCACCGUCGUGUUUGGUCAUGAAAACCUAUCUCUUCGACACAAAUAUGUCAUAUGUAGUUUACUCUGAAAUAGCUGUCAUCCAAUCACCGUGCAGUGAGAAACACGUCAUACGCAGACAUCUUAUUUAUGUUCACAUAGCAGUUGCCUUCCCAGGCUCUACUCGUCUUUCCCUUGGAGCGAGGAUGAGACUGGGAAGAGGAUAGAUUUUUCAAAUGAGGUUUCCCCCAAAAGCUGACAGAGAUCCUGUUGAGGUUCUAGAAAUGUAAUCCAUUAUCAAUUCACUUUACAUGGCUGGAUUACACAAGAAAAGAGCAGGCAAAAGAUUGCAAAUAAUUCAGAUGAGCUGAGGAUGUGAGCACGACUUGACUUUGGGUUAUGUGUUCUAGGCAAAUUCUCGGAAAAACUGAAAAUUCAGAUAUCCUGGUCUUUGAUCAUCAGUUGUAAAUGUUCAGUUGUACAGCUCUCUUUUUCAGAGAUUAACAGAUAACUGAGCCAAAGUAAGCGGCAGCAGUAAUCAAACGUAUACACCAUGCUCUUUCACAAUCUUUGGACAUUUCCAUGGAUUUUGUUCGUUACACCACUUUCUGUAUGCCAAAUGUUUUUGAUUUCGUCUUAAUGAGAACUUGUAAAAGGGUUGGCACAUUGUUACCUGCGUAACACCAUUGACCAUAUUGGAACAUGAAGGGGCAUUCACUAUUUGCGAACCAAACUUUUUAACUUGAUUGACUGUCCGUUUGAUUAGCGCAAUGUUGACGUAAUUAAUAGAGUGUUAGCAAAUCGAGAUAAGUACUCGAGACUUCUUGGAUGGUAUCUUUAGUCUCGGGUGUCCAUAGAUGCAUGCCUGACUUAUCCUCUCAGCUAUACAUACCUUCCACCACCAUCAUUUAGACAUAGUAGUAAUCAAUGUAAUAUAUGUGGUAAGAAUAAUUUAGUAGUUUCAACUUCCUUGAAUAAUUUCAGUUUCUCCCAUGUUCAACUUCACUAAUUAACUUUUUUGUAAUAUUGGUCACCAUACUCUUGUCAAAGCCUUUUUUGGAAGGCAAAGCAACUAUAUAACACUGUAUAGAUCUCAAUUCAAUGUGUUACUUUCAUUAUUAAGAAGUGUAGAUUAUUAUUUAUUACAAAUAAUGAAAAAUCCAUACUGAAACAGUUGCUUCCAUUCAGUUUAA